GAGCUCGUAAUGAAUAGCCAUUCCUCGAGGGCGUAAGGCCAUGUUAGACUUACAUCAUGGCCGAGUCCCUGCUGGGAUGCAUCUUCUACCUAUGAAAGCAUAAGAAUUUUGACUAUGGUCACAGAUGGGAGCAACCAGCUCCGGCAGCCGCUCGAAAGUAGAACAUAGUGGGGCGUGCAUUUUUUUGUAAAUUCCAUGGAGAACACACAAAUCAUUUCAGGCAGGUCGGGAGUCCAGGCAUAUUUCCAGCCAGCGGCGGGCAGAUAUCAUUUACUCAUCAUGGAGGACGCCAAUGGCCUGUUCGACGAUCCGGAGGGGUACUACCCGCCCACGCCGCCUCCUCAGGUGACGUCGCAUGUCAUGAAGUCCGGCAAGACCAUCACGCUGCACACCGUCGGCCAGAGUGCUCUGGAUGCCCACCAUGUGUGGAACGGCAGCCGCGUCAUCUCAGACUACUUUGAGACGCACCUCGACGAGAUCCAGGGCCGCACCGUGCUCGAGCUCGGCGCCGGGGCGGGCCUGGCCAGCAUCUCGGCCGCCAUCCUGGGAGCAGCAAAGGUCGUCGUAACGGAUUUCCCCGACGCGGACCUCAUCGUGAACUUGAAGAAGAACAUCCUCGGGUGCGAGUUCAUCCCUGGGAUCACCCCGACCUCGUUCAAUGACGACGGCGGCGACGACAACGGGACAUCCAGCGCGGGACGAGUGAUCGACGUGGACGGCUUCGUCUGGGGUGCCAACCCGGACCACCUGCUUAAGCGGCUCCAGCCAGGCCAUGGUGACAAGUUCGACGUGCUCAUCCUGGCCGAUCUGCUGUUCAGACAUUCGGAGCACGGCAAGCUGGUCAAGACGGUCGAGGAGACCAUGAGCACCAAGCCAGGCAGCACGGCGUACGUGGUGUUUACAAGCUACCGGCCGUGGCUGCAGGAGCGCGACUUGGGAUUUUUCGACGUCGCGAGAGAGCGUGGCUUUGUGGUCGACAAGUUUCUCGAGGUCAAGAUGGACAAAGUCCUGUUCGAGGAGGACCCGGGCGAUGAGGAGGUGCGCAAAACGGUGACCGGAUGGACGCUGCGCUGGCCAGCGGACAAGUGCACUUAAAGGACCAGAGCAGUGGGUAUUGGCAAGGCCGACUGUCGUGACAAUCACUGCGAAGUGUCCUUUGGCACAAACGGGACACGAAGCUCAACAGGCUUCUCUAAGAGACCGUUGAGCAUAUCCUCGUCUCAUGGAAGAAG
Molecule: messenger RNA, 1232 nt
Organism: Microdochium trichocladiopsis
Lineage: Eukaryota; Fungi; Ascomycota; Sordariomycetes; Xylariales; Microdochiaceae
Exons: 2
Coding region: 196-1095 (299 amino acids)
Biological process (GO): peptidyl-lysine dimethylation
Molecular function (GO): protein-lysine N-methyltransferase activity
Source: RefSeq, a predicted model, not a curated record